GUCAAACGACAGUCAAUUCAUAACUGAGUUUCGAGACGGUCUGUUUUGUUAGUUCUGUUAGAAAAACGUUGGUGUUAAGGAAAAAUAAGACGUGUUUAUGUGCCGUUGCGAGUCAAGCGUUCAUUCAUGACUUAAAUAUUUUAUUCAUUAAAAAUGGAAAUUAAGUGCAUGGACUCCUCAAAAAAACCUGCAUGUUUCCUGGGAGUGAGACAUCUUCAGGUUUUUAUGCUUUUCUCGGGAUUAGUAAUAGCUUAUUCGCUCAGAGUGAACAUGAGUAUGGCUAUUGUGGCCAUGACCGAUAAGACACAACCUAAUGCUUUUGACUGGAGUAUGCAAAUACAGAGUGUAAUACUAUCAUCAUUCCUCUGGGGUUAUAUUUUUCUGCAAAUCCCUGCCGGUGAGCUGGCUGCUAGGUUUGGAGGAAUGAUUUUAAUUACCAUAUCCAUUGGCAUUAACGCUACACUCUCACUUCUCACGCCCUUAGCAGCUUUGUAUGGUGGAUGGCAGCUUUUAUGUGCUUGUCGAGUGCUACAAGGACUCUCUCAAGGAUUUAUUUUUCCUUCCAUUCACACUCUCAUUGGCAAUUGGGUUCCAUUAGAGGAAAGAAGCCGACUCGCUACUAUUAUAUUUGGAGGCUGUCAGUUGGGAACAGCGUUUCAACUAAUAGUUUCUGGGUUUGUUGCUGAUUAUUGGGGAUGGCCUGCUAUUUUCUAUGUUAAUGGUGGACUUGGAGCGAUUUGGGUCGCUUUUUAUAUUUUUCUUGGAGCUGAUUCUCCUAGAAAUUCAAAAAUAAUUGGGGUCAAAGAACGUCUAUAUAUUCAAAGCUCAUUGGGUCACGUUGGCAGUCCGCAAAAGAAAAUGCCGACUCCCUGGAAAGCGAUCUUUACAUCUCUGCCUUUUAUUUCGCUUAUCUUAACACAUUGUGGCCAAAAUUGGGGCUUCUGGACCCUAAUGACUGAGAUACCCUCUUACAUGAAACAAGUUUUGGGCGUAGACAUUAAAGCGAAUGGACUAAUGUCUGCCUUGCCAUAUAUUUCGAUGUACUUAUUGGGCUUCCCGAUGGGUUUUCUCUCGGAUUAUAUCAUAAAGAAAAAAUGGCUCAGUAUAACAGCCAGCAGAAAAAUGUUUAACUCUAUAGGUCUAUACGGUCCUGCCCUGGCUUUGAUCGGUCUCUCUUACGUCCCGGCUGGCGACGUGACUUUGGCGGUCUUAACAUUGACCCUAGUCGUGGCGCUUAAUGCCGGUCACUAUACAGGGUUCCUGUUGGUCCACAUUGAUAUGGCUCCGAGCUUUGCUGGUACAUUGAUGGGUAUCACUAACUGUAUUUCAAACGCACUAUCUAUCGUGGCUCCUCUUGUGGCUGGAGCUAUAAUCAGCGAUGAGAAUAAUCCGAGCGAAUGGCGAAAAGUAUUCUAUCUAUCAUCAGCGAUUUACAUCAUUGGAAGCACGUUUUUUAAUAUAUUCGGAUCGUGUGAGCAACAAUCAUGGAAUACCGGUGAAGAAACAGAACAUGAGGAAAAAACUAGAAUAUGAAAGCAA
Molecule: messenger RNA, 1539 nt
Organism: Danaus plexippus (monarch butterfly)
Lineage: Eukaryota; Metazoa; Arthropoda; Insecta; Lepidoptera; Nymphalidae
Product: putative inorganic phosphate cotransporter
Exons: 11
Coding region: 154-1533 (459 amino acids)
Biological process (GO): transmembrane transport; monoatomic anion transport
Cellular component (GO): plasma membrane
Molecular function (GO): transmembrane transporter activity
Source: RefSeq, a predicted model, not a curated record